Xenopus laevis (African clawed frog) is the source of this 4751-nucleotide messenger RNA. It is a transcript of the gene musk.L, whose product is annotated as muscle, skeletal receptor tyrosine protein kinase. The transcript has 17 exons. The coding region runs from base 145 to 2997 and encodes 950 amino acids. NCBI's taxonomy places the organism in Eukaryota, Metazoa, Chordata, Amphibia, Anura, Pipidae. The record is from RefSeq and is a predicted model, not a curated record.
AUAUACUUAGAUCCGGCCAGGCCUGCUGCACAGACAGUGAUCAGUUGGAGGAACGCUUGGAAAAAACAUGGCUUAAAAUGAAACAGGCUUAGGAUUUGAGUCACUUUCUCUAAGGAAGCUGUUUUCUUGGUGGGAGAAUUAACCAUGAAAGAUUUACCAUACAUUCCACUUCUCCCGAUCUUCACUUUGGCGGCACUGGGCUUGACUGAAAGACUCCCCAAAGCUCCUUUCAUCACCACUCCUCUCGAGACACUGGAUGGAUUGGUGGAAGAUGUUGCCACUUUCAUGUGCGCAGUUGAUUCGAAUCCCUCAUCGGAGAUUACAUGGACAAGGAACAACAUUCCUAUCAGGAUGUUUGACACGCGUUACGGCAUUCGGGAAAACGGCCAGCUCCUGACCAUUCUGAGUGUAGAAGAAAGUGACGAUGGCGAGUACUGCUGUGUGGCUAAAAAUGGAGUAGGAGCCCCAGCAGAAAGUUGUGGGGCUUUGCAAGUGAAAAUGAAGCCGAAAAUAACCCGUCCGCCAAUUAAUGUAAAACUUAUUGAGGGAGUAAAGGCUGUUCUUCCGUGCAAUACAUUGGGAAAUCCUAAACCUUUUGUUUCAUGGCUAAAAGGAGAAAACACUGUAAAGGAAAAUGCUCGUAUAGCUAUUCUGGACUCCGGAAGCUUAAGGAUUCAGAGAGUGCAAAGGGAAGAUGUUGGGCACUAUCGAUGUGUAGCAAAAAACAGUCUGGGAACAGCAUAUUCAAAACCAGCAUUGCUAGAGGUGGAAGUGGUUGCCCGGAUCCUUAAGGCUCCUGAGUCACAGAAUGUAACAUUUGGGGCAGAAGUAUUUCUACAGUGUACAGCCUCUGGCCUUCCAGUUCCUUCCAUCCGAUGGUUUGAGAAUGGAAAACCCGUUCUGUCUGAAUUGGUGGAAGACAAUAUCAAAGAUGGAGUAAUUUACUCAAAGUUGCACGUAAUUGCCACCAGACCUGGACUGUUCACUUGUAUGGCCGAUAACAAACAUAGCGGAAGUUUUGGCACUGCAAAAGCCGCAGCAACAAUCAGUAUAUCAGAAUGGAGGUUGUAUAAAGGGGAUGGUGGCUACUGCAGUACAUACAGAGGGGACAUUUGUAGUUCAAUACUUGCAAAGGAUUCCUUGGUAUUCUUUAAUUCAUCUAACUCUGAACCAGAGGAGAGCCAAGAGAUGCUUGCCCAAACAACCUGGAAUGAACUUAGAACUGUAAGCUCCUUCUGUCGCCCUGCUGCCGAAGCUUUUCUGUGCAACUAUUUCUUCCAAGAGUGUAACCCUACUGGAGAAGGGCCAGCUCCCAAACCAAUGUGCAGAGAACACUGCGUUGCAGUAAAAGAUCUAUACUGCUUUAAAGACUGGCUCUCCAUGGAGGAAAACUCUCGUAAAGGAAUUUAUAAGCAUGGAUUAAUGUUACUUGCACUUCCCGACUGCAAUAAACUUCCAAGCGCACAAAACAACCCAAAAGUUUGCACUCAAAUUCCAUUUUUUGAACUGCGUAAAGAGAAUAUUACAAGAACAUGUUACAAGGGAAAUGGAAGACAUUACCAAGGAAAUAUGAAUACAACAGCAUCUGGUAUUCCUUGCCAGAAAUGGAGUCAACAGCUGCCUCAUUUGCAUAGACGUUUACCUGAAAUUUUCCCAGAGCUGUCCAAUUCUGAAAAUUUUUGUAGAAACCCCGGUGGAGAGAGUGAACGUCCUUGGUGCUACACAACAGAUCCGAAUGUCCGAUGGGAAUACUGCAAUGUGCCAUUAUGUGGAACAAGUGCUGCAAAUUUUCCUGUAACAACUAAAACUGCUUUUGGACCGCCAAUCAUGCCGUCUACAUCUUCAUCAUUCUCUCCAGCACACUCCAUGACUGUUAUCAUAUCUACAAUUUCCAGUUGUGCUGCUAUGGCAUUAGUGUUAAUUGUAGCCCUAGUUUGUUACCGUAGGCAGAAAAAGUUGAAAAACAAAAACAGGGAGGCUGCAGCACCCACCCUCACAGCUCUCCCAUCAGAGCUACUGCUGGACAGACUGCACCCAAAUCCUAUGUACCAGCGAAUGCCUCUUCUGCUGAACCAUAAGCUUUUAAGCCUUGAGUAUCCCAGGAACAACAUUGAAUAUGUUAGAGACAUAGGAGAAGGAGCCUUCGGAAGAGUAUUUCAAGCCAGAGCUCCAGGACUGCUGUCGUAUGAGCCGUUUACCAUGGUAGCUGUGAAAAUGCUGAAAGAAGAAGCUUCUGCAGAUAUGCAGGCAGAUUUUCAGAGAGAAGCAGCUCUUAUGGCAGAAUUUGAUCAUCCCAAUAUUGUAAAGCUUCUAGGUGUCUGUGCUGUUGGAAAACCAAUGUGUCUUCUGUUUGAAUACAUGGCCCAUGGAGAUUUAAAUGAGUACCUGCGACAUAGAUCUCCCCGCGCCUUAAGUAGUCUAAGUCUCAGCAGUCUUGCCGCCAAAGUCAGAUUAAGUGACUUAAAUCCAUCUCCACUGUCAUGUACUGACCAGCUCUGCAUUGCUCGGCAAGUGGCUGCAGGCAUGGCUUAUCUCUCCGAAAGAAAAUUUGUUCAUCGCGAUUUGGCCACGAGAAAUUGCUUGGUUAGUGAGAAUACGGUGGUUAAAAUAGCUGAUUUUGGCCUCUCUAGAAAUAUAUAUUCAGCUGAUUACUAUAAAGCAAAUGAAAAUGAUGCCAUUCCAAUCCGUUGGAUGCCCCCAGAGUCUAUUUUUUAUAAUCGCUAUACCACCGAGUCAGAUGUUUGGGCCUAUGGCGUGGUAUUGUGGGAGAUAUUCUCAUAUGGCAUGCAACCAUACUAUGGCAUGGCUCAUGAAGAAGUCAUUUACUACGUUAGAGAUGGAAACAUUUUGUCAUGUCCAGAAAACUGUCCACUGGAGUUGUACAAUCUAAUGCGACUCUGCUGGAGUAAAAUGCCAUCUGAUAGGCCAAGUUUUGCUUGUAUCUAUCGCAUUCUGGAACGUAUGUAUGAGAGAGCUGUCGCUGCUGUUCAUGUGUGAAUAGGUGUGUCAUUGUGGGAUUAUCCUUCUCAUACAAAUGUAGAUCCUUCUUAGUACCAAAAAACAAGCAAGAGCCGAAACCAUUGUUGGUUUGCAGUCAAUCAAUGAGUUGGCUCCAGAUGAAAGUGUCCUUAUUGAAGGGUCAAGAAGAAAACACCUAAAAUCAGAGAUGAUUGCAUUUACAUGGCGUAAUAUAUGAACUGAAAUUCAUGUCUGAGGGUCAACACCGUUCCCAUCUGAGACUUGAGUUGUACCAUGGAGUUUUUUUCUGAGAGUAUAUAUAUAAAAGAAUAUAUAAUAUAUAUAUAUAUAUAUGUAGUUUCUAAAAUCAAAUCAAAUUUAUCUGAAUAGUCAUAGACUGUGAGCCAGGUGCCCAUCAGAGCAUCUCAGUUUAAAGGCCCACUCUCCAAAUGAUUUUUCCUCCAUCUUUAUUCUCCUACUCUCUUCUCUUUAUAUACUACCAUCUGUUUUUCUUUAGAUACAAUUUGUUCAUAUACCAUGAUCAUAGUAUAAGGAGGGUGAGCUGGAGGGCUCAUUGACAUACUCUCCGGUAGUUUUCCUGAUUCGCUUUUUCUUUUGUAAAUAAUCAGGAUAUCAGGUCAUGAAGAAGUUCCUUUAAAGGACUCUUAUGUUACACUAAAACUGCAGGCUGAGUCCUCAUCUCAGCUUAGCUAGAGAAAGCGAAUAAUUAUGUAAUGGUCACUAAAUACAGCAGACAAAAAUGAAUGUGCAGUGCCGUGGCCUUUACACAGUUUAAUGUAUUCAAGCUCAGAGUGGAGUACAGCAGUUUUGUUACAUUAAACACUAGCAGGAUCAAAGCUUGGACAUAAGUGUGAUUAUACAUAGCUGAGGUGUAUUUCUUAUAGUGGAUGAGUAAUGUUAGAACUUGUCUUGGACAUAAAAAUAAAAACAUUUCUUACAGUAUCAUUGCAAAUACAAUAUAACUCUACUACAAAACUUAAAACAAAGGUACUUGUUCUUCUUUGUGUUUUUAUUACAAGAAAUGAGCAAGUAGCACCAAAAUUAUUUUCUUAUGACAUAUUUGGAAAAUUAUAGCUCGGACAGAAUAUAUUCCUGGUGUUACUGGCCCUAUAUAUAGUAUAAUUCUAUAACUGUGCCUCGGCUUCCAUUUUUUACUAACUGGCAAAGCAAAAUGAGCAGAAGUCUUUGGAACAGCCAGUUUAAGGGCAUAGACACAUGCAAUCUCCCCAUACUGCCUUCCCGCCGGCUAGAAUGUAAAUCGACGGCACUAGGAAAGCUUUGUUUUCCAAAGUCGCCGAAGUUGCCUCACGAGGAAACUUCUGGAAGUAGAAGCGAAUGCCAUCCCACCUGCGAUUUACAUUUUAGCUGGCGGGAAGGCAGUUUGGGGAGAUUAGUCGCCCGAAGAAGAAGCGAUUUGUCACUGGGCAACUAAUCCAAUGAAAUAGCAGCUUGUGUCUCUGCCCUAAAGAUGCAAAAAGUGAUAGUUUUAAUCUAGUCACCCAUAUUGAGCUGUACUACUGAUUAUGAAACUGUUGUAGUUUGUGACCUAAAUCAGACCACCACUGCAAGUGUUUGGUAACGCUACAUUAUUCAUUCCUAUUGUUUUGUGCGUGUUUGUUUAUACAUUUUCUGACUGGUAUGUAAAUUAUGUUAUAACCAAGAACAAAAGAAACUGUUUCCUGUAUGUGUCCUCAUAUCUGCUCAGUUCUAUAAUAUGAUGGUAGAUAUUUAUAGCACAUCCAUUAUACAUGAAUACAUUGCAUUCAACUUCU